CUUUCGAAAUGAGAUAUAGUGAUUCUGUCUCGUCUUUUUGCGAAAUGAAAUAUGAAACGAAUUAUCCGAUCAUGAAGUGUGCGACUGUCUGUCUAUUGGCCUUUUGUGCGUUCCAAGCAGUUUACGCAUGGGGAAUAGAUGACGUGGAAGCUUUACGUAGCAAAGUUUUAUAUGAAAUGCUGGGAAUCUACAAUAAAGUCUGGCAGACUAGUACAGAUGAAUAUAAGGCUAUGCUGAGACAAGGAGUAUAUAUUGACCAUCGAAGGUGUUUAGAUAUUGAUGAAGCUGAUCUAUUUUUUAGAAAGUAUCGCCAGUUAUAUGACCAAUGCGAUCUGUGUUUUGAAGACGCUCUUAAAAGUACGGAUCCAGAGGUUGCAAAAAGGUGCUGUCGUAACGAAAUGGCUGAAUUAAAAGGCUUAGUAAAGCCGACUAUUGCUAGUAUUAAGGCAUGCCUAAAUAAACUCGUUCAUGAUGCAGAGGCUGCUAGAGCAAAAGAAACUUCAGGCAGAGCUCCAGAAGUCCCUCGCAAUGAACCUGAAAGCAGACGUGCAAAAUCAAUAUAA
This is a messenger RNA of Belonocnema kinseyi, 563 nucleotides long. RefSeq lists its product as uncharacterized. NCBI's taxonomy places the organism in Eukaryota, Metazoa, Arthropoda, Insecta, Hymenoptera, Cynipidae. The record is from RefSeq and is a predicted model, not a curated record. The coding region runs from base 9 to 563 and encodes 184 amino acids. The transcript has 4 exons.